Molecule: messenger RNA, 636 nt
Organism: Manis pentadactyla (Chinese pangolin)
Lineage: Eukaryota; Metazoa; Chordata; Mammalia; Pholidota; Manidae
Gene: NPY
Product: neuropeptide Y
Exons: 4
Coding region: 168-461 (97 amino acids)
Biological process (GO): neuropeptide signaling pathway; feeding behavior
Cellular component (GO): extracellular region
Molecular function (GO): neuropeptide Y receptor binding; neuropeptide hormone activity
Source: RefSeq, a predicted model, not a curated record
CACCCGAGCGUGAUUGCCCGAGGCCCCUCCUGCCGCGGCGAGGGAACGCCAUAAAAGCCCUGGUGCGACCGCUCUCGACACCCCAUCCGCCGGUUCUCACCCACCGAGAGGCGCGCCGCGCAGCAGAGCCCUCGCCGCCCAGCCACGCCCGCCGCCCGCCAACCACCAUGCUGGGUAGUAAGCGACUGGGGCUGUCGGGACUGACCCUCGCCCUGUCCCUGCUUGUGUGCCUGGGCGCGCUGGCCGAGGCGUACCCCUCCAAGCCGGACAAUCCGGGAGAGGACGCGCCGGCGGAGGACAUGGCUAGAUACUACUCGGCGCUGCGACAUUACAUAAACCUCAUCACCAGGCAGAGAUAUGGAAAACGAUCUAGCCCUGAGACACUGAUUUCAGACCUUUUGAUGAGAGAAAGCACAGAAAACGUUCCCAGAACUAGGCUGGAAGACCCUUCUAUGUGGUGAUGGGAAAUGAAACUUGCUCGCCGCUCUUUGCCUAUUUUUCAACCAGUAUUUCAUCCUGUGAAACUAGAGUCUGCCAGUUCUCCCAAUGCAUGCAGCCACUGUGCUCAGCUCUGCAGUUUUCCCUUUGUUGUCAUUGUAUAUAUGUGUGUUUAAAUAAAAUACCAUGCAUUCAAAA